Trematomus bernacchii (emerald rockcod) is the source of this 4907-nucleotide messenger RNA. Its product is annotated as scavenger receptor cysteine-rich type 1 protein M160. Lineage: Eukaryota; Metazoa; Chordata; Actinopteri; Perciformes; Nototheniidae. The record is from RefSeq and is a predicted model, not a curated record. Gene Ontology annotation, cellular component: membrane. The transcript is spliced from 19 exons. The coding region runs from base 25 to 3897 and encodes 1290 amino acids.
CUCACUCAGGGGUGACCUGCAGUGAUGAUGCUGCUCCUCUUCCUCUUCCUCCUGCUCUGCACUGCCAUCGCUAAAGGUGAGGACCGUCUGAUUUUGAUUAAUGGAAGCAACCCGUGUGAAGGCUACAUCCAAAUCUACCAUGACAACAAGCUGGGCUACAUCGGGGACAAACACUGGAGCAACAAAACUGAAGACGUGGUUUGCAAGAGCACUCAGUGUGGUAAAGGAGUUGGGAGCACCCAGGAGCCCGCCAUGUUGCCCAUCGAUCGAGUGUGGCUGAACGAGGUGGAAUGCAAAGGGGACGAGCUUCACCUGGGCGAGUGCACGCAUCCCGGCUUCGGCAUCAGCCAGUUCGACACUGGGACUCUGAGGAAGAUCCAAUGUUCAAAUAAGAUCAACAUCAGCCUGCAGGGGUAUGCGUGUGCGGGAGCGGUCCAGUACUCCACCGAUGCAGGACAGACAUAUCCUGGGUACUUCUGUGGGGACAGCGGCUGGGACAAAGAUGCAUCAAAUAUUUUGUGCAAAAGCCUGAAGUGCGGUACAGCCAAGGAAAUUCCCAAGAAGCCGUGGAUCACUCUCAAACAAUCAGAGAAGAUGUGGGCAGAUUGUUCAGGCAUCAAAGGCCUAACUAAUCUGUGGCAGUGUGCGACUGAGAAAAAAGGUUCAGCGUGUCCCAAUCCUGCGACUGUCAUAUGCUCAGAUCAUGAGAUACUGCAACUCUCCGGAGACGCAUCCAAUGUGUGUUCUGGUCGGCUGGAGCAGAGGGUAGGUGAAGCCUUCACUCCUUUCAGAAACAACAAUCACAGUAAGGAGUGGUGCGAGCGGAUGCACUGCGGAACAUCUGCCAACUCCAGCCUAGCUGCUGACGGCCUACAGCUCAACUGCACAGAUCAUGUGAGAGUGGUUCUGAUGGACAAUGGGGAACCCAGCCGCUGCUAUGGUGAAGUCUAUAUUAUGCGUAACAACUCUCCUCAGCCGGUGUGCGCCUCGGGCUGGACCAAUACGGAAGCUGACGUCGUCUGCAAGGAGCUACGCUGCGGCAGUUCUGUGCUCAGCAACGAUGAGAAGAGUCCUCGAGGAGCGGAAAUGGACAAUGGGAUAAUGCACAAUGUGGAGUGCUCAGGGAAAGAGUCGUCCCUGUGGCACUGCAGAGCCCAGCGGGACAAAAAGCUCAGAUGUUCUUCCAAGGCAUACGUAGUCUGUUCAGACAGCAUGGAGGUGAAAUUGAAGGACACUCCUGGGAAAUGUGCCGGCAGACUAGAGAUCAAGUACGAGGGCAAAUGGCAGAGGGUCGAUAAAAAAGGAUGGACAGAUACGAAUUCAGAGGUCGUCUGCAAUCAACUGAAAUGUACAAAAAGCAUUAAGAAGAAUAAGGACGAUUUUCAAAAAUACAGCCCGGGUUCAGCUACAUUUCUGUCUAAGACUAUAACUUGUGGGAAAGAUGAUGUCUCCAUAUCUAAGUGUGUCACAAGGACUACCAGCAACCGCAGAAACUCAGACUUUGGAAGGCCGGAUUCAAACGUGAAUAAGGAGGAGGCAGUGGGAAUAACCUGUGAGGGGCAUAAAAUGAUAAUUCUGGAAGAAGAUUCCUGCUCUGGCAAGGUGGGGAUAAAAACCCUCCAACAAACUUACUGGCUCUCCGGGUCUAACGCAACAUGGAACCAAGAGACGGCAAACACCGUGUGUCGGGAGACGCAUUGUGGGGAAGCUUUGAAUGUCACUAACACCCAGCCUGGUCCAGAAGAAAAGGUUUGGGAUAAAUUGUACAACUGCUCACACAACGAAACAUCUCUGUUUGACUGUGGAGAAACACAAAAUCCAAAAGACCUCAAUUUCACAAUUGCCACUGUGAAAUGCUCAGGAGUAAAAACAUUUAACCUGUCCGAAGACUGUUGGGGGUACGUCAAUGUUUGUUUGAAAGAGAAGUGCGGUGGUGUGUGUGCGAAUCCGUGGACAGACGACGACUCCAGUAUGGUGUGUAAAUCCCAGCACUGUGGUGAACAUGUCCUAAAGCCCAUCACCAAGACUAGGGAACGAAGGGACGUGAAGUUCAAGAGUGUGCACUCCACAGAGAAGACUCACAACCCGACCAAGUGUAACUUGGUCAGCUUUGAUGACAAUGAUAAGUCUUGUGACGAUAAUCCAGCAUAUGUCGUUUGCUCAGGUAGUGUCAAAGCCAGAUUUACUCCUUCCCGAGAAAAUUGUUCUGGAGGUUUGGAAGUGAACUACGAAAACAAAUGGCUCCAGGUUUGCAAAGAUGCUCUUAAAGACAACAAAACACGAAACACCAUCUGUCGAGAGCAGGGCUGUGGUCAGGCAGUAGAUGAGAUUAAAGAUGGACCCAAAACAACAAAAGGUCCUGUCAUUUCACAAAUACAGUGUUCUGGAGAUGACACGGUCACACAAUGUAUGAUGAAAACUAAUGAUGGCCCAUGCACUCCUGCUGACCUCCAAUGCUCCAGCUCGAGUACGUUUGUGCUAGUAGGUGGUGACACUGCCUGUAGUGGAAAUCUGUUAGUUGACUCGAAGGAGAAAGAAAGAAGUGCUGUUUCCACUGAAGGCUGGACAGAAACUAUGGGGGAGAUACUUUGCAGCAAUCUUAAAUGCGGCAAUUUAAUGUCAAAUGAGACAAGAAAGACAGCUGCAUCCUGGACAACGAGCUUCAGCUGUGCAGGUGUACAGAAUCUGGAGUCCAUCUGGGACUGUGAGAAAAAAACGUCAUCUAGCAACCCAAACCAGAUCUUUAUUAAAUGUCAAGAUGAUCCUAAGGUCAAACUUUCAGCAAAGUGUACUGGUGAAUUGAAGGUAAAUGACCUUGAGGUGUGCAGCACAAAUUGGGAAGACAGGUACUCACGUUUGGUUUGCCAAGAACUGAAUUGCAGCAACGCCAUUGGUUUCUCUGUUGACAAAAACCCGAUUAAGGAUAAAGAGUACUUCCAUGUCAACUGUGAGAAAAACCAUUAUCAAAUCGGCCAGUGCAAGAGAGUCGAGGGAAAGUGUGAUACAAAGUUGGUUUCGGUUUUCUGUGCUGGCAAUGUCGAGUUCAACUCUACAGAAAAAUGUGGAGGUCAGAUUCAAGUCAACUAUCGAAAUAAGUGGGAAAAAGUGUGUCCCCUGGCCACAACAUUUCCAGAGAAACUUCUGGAAAAACUGUGUAAAAAGCUUGAUUGUGAAGGCUACAAUAGUAGCAUAAAGGGAUCUGACGAUUUAAAAGAGGUCGACUUGGCAACAACAACACUGAGUUGCACCAAAGAUCACAAUGACCCUAGGCACUGUGUUGAAAUAAAGAGUUGUCCGAACGAAAAACCAGCGGAGAUCUACUGUAACGGUUACGUGUCCAAGUUUAUAAAGCUUGAAGUCCCUUCGUUCCCCACAGUGGGCAUUAUCCUGGGAGUAGGAUUACUUUUGGUUCUGGUGAUAAUAAUUGUCGUAAUUAUCCGAAUCUGCAUUGUCACCAAAGGCAAGAAUAUAUCGUUGAGAAUUUUGAGAAAGAGAAUGUCGACAAAAGAAGUAGAGAUUGAGAGUGGAGACUACGACAACGUCCCGGACAUGUCAAACCAGAUGGAGGACUUGGGAGCAGCCAGAUUCAGAGAAGAUGGUUCCUUCCAUUCCAACAAUGAUGUCAGUGAUGCUGCUGAGAUGCAGCCCCUGACCCUCCAGACCCUCACUGCUGCUGAAGGAGAACACCUCCUCCAGGUUGUUCCCAUGGAUAAAGUGUCAGAUGGGGUGACCGUUGAGGAGGAAGACCCGCAGGAGGACUACGACGACAUUGAAGCCUACCCUGAAUUCACUCAGACCGAAGCAGAAGUCCACGAGAGCCCCCAGGAGAGCACCGCAGAGGAACCUCUCUUAGUGGAGGGAGACGAUGAUUACCUGGUGCCAGGCCAGGAUGGGUGAGCCAACCCUGGGUUCAGCUGGCAAAGCAGAUCGCCCCAAACACCUAGCUGUCAUUCCCUCCAACAAAAGCGUGUAUAAAAAAAGUCCAACAUUACAGGCUGUCAAUAUUUUUACAGUAAAGAAUCUUUUAAUGCUACAGACAAUUUUAAGUUUAUUCCAGCGACUUCAGCAAAUGAAAAAAAAAAAAGAUAAAACUAAUUGAAUGACUCUGAAAUAGUGAUUAAAGCUAACUUUUAAUUCAUAAACUAUGAUCUGAUUUGAAAUAGAGUCUUACUUGUACAUAGGAAAUAAACUCUGAUUGUGUACUGCUAAUUUUUGUACUUUGCAGAGACAUUGCCCUUACUUCUUAUUUUACAAAAGUGAGUCUUAUACAAUGUGCAAAGUUUUAGCCUGCAAGCUAAUCACAGGUGAGGAAGAUGAAUGAGGUAGUUUCUCUUUAAAUGUACAAAAUUAGAGCAGUUAGAACUUGUAAAAAGAAACAUAUUUGUAACUUUCUCUUGUUUUGUUUUCAUAUGGCUUUUAUGAAAUGUGCUCAGAAUGUAUCUGUAAUCAUAUUAUGUUUUAGAUUGUUUUAUUGAAAAAAAAAAAAGUAUAUUCAGUAUUAGAGCUUCUAUGAUUUAUGCAAUAUUUUACGAGCGAUUACUUUCACAGUAGUUUGUAGAUUGGUCAACAAUUAUAUAUUCACAAUGCAUAAAGCAGUCAUAAAAUGUUCUCCAUUUAGCAUAGUUACAGCAAAAAUAAAAUGAAUAUUACAGAAGUCCAACUUAUAACUGCUUCAGUAAACUUGCAUUGAGUAUUUCUUUGUUUAGGCUUUGUAAGAAUAUACUAAAUGGUCACAUUGGGUAGUUUUUGUUAAAUAGGCUUUGUAAGAAUGUAUACCAUUGAGAUUUUACCAUCAAAAUGUUCUUUUUAUACUUAGGAAAGACGAUCUUGUAAUCCAACUCAUUGUAAUUCGUUGUUUUCACAAAUGUCAAACUGACCUAAUCUAUAAAACGAGUGUGAACGUUCAA